UUAGAAGAGUAUCCUGUAGAAGAAUGCUACGAAGAUUUGACCAUGGUUCAGUCAAUGCACGAUUUGACGGAUACUAUCGCUGAAUCACCUCCGAUGACAUCUCCACCCGUUGAGAUAGACCGGUUUCCCGCUGUGGAAAUUGAAGAACCAAUUGGUAUCCCGGAUCAUGUUACUAAGCGUUCACCUGAUCAAACUAGCCCCGCUCAUGAAACACCGAAAUCGAACGAAUCGGAUGUUCCUCCCAAGAAGCGAUCGAGGUUCGAUUCUCGACGUUCAAAAUCCUCACCUAAGGUAUCCAAAUCGAAUUCCUCCUCUUCAAAGCGGAAACCCAAUUCGGACUUGUCGGAUGAUCAGGAUUCGGACGAGCAAGAUACUGUUAAAUCCCGAGUGUCUCAGACGCGCACUAGGAAAACUCCGUCUCGAAGACGGCUACUAAGCGAUAGCUCAGAAAAUGAAACGGUCGAGGAACCAAAGAAGUUACAGUCACCAAUCGGAGUUGUUCCGAAAUCCGAACCUGUCGCAAAGAAUGAUCAGUAUCUAGAAAAACAGAAACUAAAUGAAGAACCCAUGCAAGUAUCGGAGACUAAGCAAAAUAAGUUGAACAGCGAACAAAUCGAUCGUCGAAGAAACAAAGAAGAUUCCAACAAAAACCAUAGAAAUCAUCCAUCAAAAACGAAGAAGCAGCGAUCAGCUUCCCGUUCCACUCAAGAAUCCCAGAAGUCCUCUGAACAAGAAACAUCCAAAGAUGUUGAUUCACGAACAACCAAGAAGCCUCGUACACCGGAACGUGAGCCAAGUGGAGUAUCGCCUGCACUGGCAUCCAGUGUUGUCUCUCAGUUGUGUCAACUUUGCCGCGAGCUAAAAGCCAGUCUGGUCCGAGGGCACGAAAAUUUCGCACUCGCUGUUGGUUUCUUGACACAGCUGACUACGAUCCCAGCCCGAUUACCAGAACUCGCCCAAGCCUGGGAUCUAAUGGAUUGUAUAAAAAAGUGUCGGCGGUACAAACUGUCAGCAGAAGUUCGUGAAGCGGCCGAGAAGGCAUUGAAACGAUUUCAGUCAAUCCGGAGCACAGCAACCAAAGAAGAGGCUCCCGAAAUCUUGAUUUCGACUGGUUCUUUGAGUGGGACUCCUCACUUACGUUACGAAAACACCUUAAUUCUAGAGAUCAGUAAAAUUGUUCAUUGUCACCCGACCGUAUAA
Messenger RNA from Echinostoma caproni, 1200 nucleotides. The record is from the annotation of a GenBank genome assembly. NCBI's taxonomy places the organism in Eukaryota, Metazoa, Platyhelminthes, Trematoda, Plagiorchiida, Echinostomatidae.